Messenger RNA from Salmo salar (Atlantic salmon), 1532 nucleotides. It is a transcript of the gene cntfr, whose product is annotated as ciliary neurotrophic factor receptor. NCBI's taxonomy places the organism in Eukaryota, Metazoa, Chordata, Actinopteri, Salmoniformes, Salmonidae. Gene Ontology annotation, cellular component: membrane. The record is from RefSeq and is a predicted model, not a curated record. Gene Ontology annotation, molecular function: cytokine receptor activity; protein binding.
CUUUAGUAUUCUCAGCCAGUGCAGAGCCAGACACUGAGAGAGACACACUGCUCACAGCUUGUCCUGCUUAUACACACAUCUACCUACCUACAGCACUGCAACUUUCUGUACUGGAGCAACACACACAUCCUCUCAUCUGCAGAGGACAGGAGGACAGGAGGACAGGAGGACAGGAGGACAGGAUAGUGAAAACACCAGAGAGGAGCACACUAAAUAUUGGAAUGGCCAACACCGUAACGUCGCUGUGCUGUGUGGUGCUAGCUGCCGUAGUGGUGGCGUACGCUCAGAGACGCAGCCAAACAGGAGCCAGUAUUCAGUAUGAGCGUAUGGGAGGAGACGUCACCAUGCAGUGUGGUUCUCUGGACAGCGAGGCCAGCGUGACGUGGAAGGUAAACGGGACGGACGUGAAGGCACGCCACCGGGAGGAGGGGUCUAGACUCAUACUGAUGGAGGUGGACCUCUCAAACAACGGACUCUACACCUGCUUCCAGAACCCCAACGGAGAACGACGGGACCAAAUCAACCUUCGUAUCGGAACGUCCCCUCGGGAACCCACGGUGAUGUGUCGAUCCAACACCUACCCUAAAGGUUUCUACUGUAGCUGGCACCUGCAGCACCCCACCUCCAUACCCACAGACUUCGAUGUCAACGUCCAACACAACCAGAAGUCCCUAGAAGCAACGAGGGAUGUGGUCCAUAAGAACCGCUGUCACGUUAAGUUCCUUGAGGUGUUCAGUAGCUACCCCUACAGAGUCAACGUUACAGCUGUCAACGCCCUGGGACGUGCCUCCACCGCCAUCACCUUCGAAGAGUUCAACAUUGUGAAGCCAGACCCCCCUGAGAAGGUGGUGGCCACGCCCAUCCCUAACAACGUUCGUCGUCUGGAGGUCACCUGGAAUAGCCCUUCUACCUGGCCAGAUGUAGAGAGCUUCCCCCUGAAGUACUUCCUUCGAUACAGGCCCCUCAUCAGGGACCAGUGGCAACACGUGGAGUUGUCAGACAGUACGGCCCACACCAUAACGGAUGCGUACGCAGGGAAGGAGUACAUCAUCCAGGUGGCGGCUAAGGACAUGGAGAUCGGCACCUGGAGUGACUGGAGCGUCGCGGUGCACGCCACACCCUGGAUGGACGAACCCAAACAGAUCACCUCCACCACUGAGCAGGAGCCCCUCCUCGACACCACCCCUUCCCCAGCCCCUCCCUCAGCAGAGCCCCACAGGGCGGGCGUCCCAGUGGAUGGUGCUUCCUCAACCCUCCUCUCACCCCUCCUCUGGUACUCCUGCUAUCUGCUGCUAGGGGCUCUAAUCUGAUGUGAUUAAUUCCUGUGGAAGAAAUUAAGGAGUAUUCUAUUUCUCUGCACAUGUUAAUGGACAUCCUACAUUGAUCAUUUAAUUCAAGUUUCACACAACGUUAAGUAGAAAAUAAAGAGAGAUUAUGAAGUCAAAGUUAAAAAGAUACAAAAAAAAAAAAACAACAUCUACUCCAACAACAACAACAACAACAGCAGCAACAACAACAACAACAACAACAAC